Caenorhabditis angaria is the source of this 2087-nucleotide messenger RNA. The record is from the annotation of a GenBank genome assembly. Lineage: Eukaryota; Metazoa; Nematoda; Chromadorea; Rhabditida; Rhabditidae.
AUGUAUAUUUUCUUUCUAUUAUUAUUAGUUGUUGUCAAAUCUUCAAAUACAUUGGCAUAUUUACAAGAUUCAUGGGCAAUGUUUUCUUCAGAACGACCUGUUGGUCCAAAAUGUUUAGAUAUUCCAAGUAAUUUAACAAUUUGCAAUGGUAUUGAGGUAAUUUUCAAUUUUUUUCAAAUUUCAAAUUUUUCAUUUCAAUAAUUAUCCUAAAUCUCAGUCAACAUUGCAGUAUUCUCAAAUGCGACUUCCAAACUUUAUGGAACAUGAAACUGUUUCUGAAGUUAUACAUGCUUCAAAAGAUUGGGAAAGUUUGUUAAGACUCAAUUGUCAUCCGGAUACUCAACGAUUUUUAUGCUCACUUUUUGCACCAGUUUGUUUGAUGCAAAUGGACCGCGCGAUAUUACCAUGUAAAAGUUUGUGUAUGGCUGUGAAACAGGUGAAUCAGAAGGAAGGGGUUCCGCGGUUGAUUGGGUUAAGUUUGGGCGGCUAUUUGUUAAUGGUGGGAGUAAGGUUUAGAAAAACUUCAAAAAAUCAUGCUUUACAGAAAAUUUUUUUGAGCCAUGAAUAUUUUUUUUUUUUGGAAAGUUGGAAUCUUUUUCCUUGACAAUUUUCUAGUACAAAUUCCUCAAUCCCUUCCAUAAUUAAAACUAUAAACAUGUUUUAAAAUUAUAUUUCUGUCAGGUCCAGAAAAAUGUCGAAAACAUAGCUCAUUCUCCUCAUUUUUUUUUGAAAGAUUUUUUUGAAACUCUCCCUCUCUCUCGCUCUAAAAAUAAUUUUUUUCCAGGGAUGUGAAAGUCGUAUGGUGAAUUACGGUUUCCCGUGGCCCGAAAUGCUCUCAUGCGACAAAUUCGAGGACGAUGAUAUGUGCAUCAAACCCAUGACACCGGCAAAACCAGAAGCAGGUACGUAUUGAAAAAAAAAACAUUUGAAGUGCACGCCGGCGGUGUGGCUCAAAAACAUUUUUUCGAUAGAAAAUGUCACUAAUCGGUCACUCAUAAGUGUGGCUGUUUGCCUGCGGGUGAGAAAAAAAAAGAUGGAUAGCCCGGGUUUUUUUUCUGUUUUACUGAUUUGUUAGACCUAGCUGGAGGGAUGGGGGAAAUAGGUUUCUGUGUGUUGAAAUUAAUCUGUGGAAAUUGAAAAUAUAGAAUUCUGUCUUGACUUUUUGCAUUUGACAGAUUUGAUUUGAAGAAUUAAAUUCUUAAAAAUCUAUCCUCUUCAUUGAAGAUUGCUGCUGAAAAUUUUGAAAUAAAUUAAUUACUAGCGAAAAAAAAACUGAUGUCUAAAAACUAUUUCAAUCUGAUUUUCAUCCCACCCGUAAAAAAUAAAAUAAAAUCACUAGGGGGGCCAGCUGUGAUAGGAGUCAGGUUUCAUUGUCCGUCGGUGACUCUUUCACCUCAAAUCUUACAGUAAAGAAAAAAGUUGUUGGCGAGUAAAAAGUAUUCGAUUUCAGGUGCAAUUGCUUCGUGUUCAGCGUGCUCGCAAGUUGAGACUUAUGAGAAUCUUAUCGAUCAGUUUUGCAGGUCGAAUUUGGGUGAGUGAGAGAGAAGAGGGGGACGGGGAAGUUUAUGGGGGAAAAUUGAGAAAAUUUGAGAUUCUCAAAAAAAAGUUCGGAAACUUUCAAGUGAAUUUGUUGAAAAGUUGAAAAAUAAUAGAAUUUUGUUGGAAUUCUGAAAUUUUUAGAUUUGGAAUUUUUUUCAGUUGUCAAAGCAAAAAUCACAAAUAUAACCGGCUCGCAAAUUUCAAUCAAUAAAGGGCAGAGUUUGAAAAAAGGAGAUCGACGUCGAAAUGUGCCAAUCACUGAAAUUCGUCUCUCCGCUGACAAAACCGGCUGCCCUUGUGAAAACAUCUCAAAUCAACCAAAAAAUGAAAAGUUUCUUGUGAUGGCAAGUAGACAACAAGAUGGAAAAUAUGUGGCGAAUUUGAUUUUACCUUUCAAAAAGAAGGAUAAGAAUUUCCGAAAUGCGAUUCGUCAAUUCAAACGAUUGAAUUGUCAAUCAUUGGGUCGAGAAAUUCGCGAAUCUGCUUCUCGUCGACCACAUUAUUAUGAAAUGAGAAAACAUAAUACUGGAAGAUUUCAAUUGUUUUGA